This is a messenger RNA of Sus scrofa (pig), 8883 nucleotides long. NCBI's taxonomy places the organism in Eukaryota, Metazoa, Chordata, Mammalia, Artiodactyla, Suidae. The record is from RefSeq and is a predicted model, not a curated record.
UGAUGGAUGGGAGCCAUGGCGAAAGAGUCGGGGAGACCACGGAGGUGGUGGAAGGGGCUAGAAAAGCUCGCUUGUUCACCUGACGUGAUAAUUCACUGGCUUCGGAGGGGCGGAUGGAUUUAUGGGGAUCCCACUGGUCUGGGCUGGACGAUCUUAAGAGCCGAACAGGGAUUCCUGCCCGAAGACCUGGUGAUCCGGAUGCCAGAUUGGAGAUCGGUCACCACUCCCUGCAGCCAAAGAGAAGCCAGAAGCAUGGCAGGGAAGCCCCUCAAGAGGCCCUCCAGGCCCGGGGUGAGCGUGCGGCAGCUGGUGGACGACAUCCCCCAGGGCUGCAGUGUGCCCGACUUUGAGCAGAAGCCUGUCACCUUGGCGCUGCAGGAGGGGAAAAAUGCCAUCUUCCGAGCUGUGGUCUCUGGGGACCCCCGACCCGAGGUGCGCUGGCAGUGCUCCAAAGGCGACCUCAGCAAUUCCAGCAAGUACCAGAUCUCGUCCAGCCCAGGCGGCAAGGAGCACGUACUGCAGAUCAACAAGCUGACAGGUGAGGACAUGGACGUGUACUGCUGCACAGCAGUGAAUGCCUACGGGGAGGCCACGUGCGUGGCGAGGCUCACGGUCAUUGAAGUUGGCUUUCGGAAGAAUCGCAAGAGGCAGGAGCCCCAAGAGGACCUCAAGAAGGAGCUAAUGGACUUCCGGAAGAUGCUGAAGAGGGCUCCGUCUCCCGUCCCUGAGAAGAAGGUAGACCAGGAGCAGGUGUGGCAGCUGCUGAUGAACGCGGACCGGAAGGACUAUGAGCAGAUCUGCCUGAAGUACGGCAUCGUGGACUUCCGCGGGAUGCUGCGUCGGCUGCAGCAGAUGCGCAAGCAGCGCGAAGAGAAGCUGGCGCCGUAUGUCAAUGCCAUCGCCAACCUGAGACACAUCAGGGUCAACAAGCAAGGAAUCGCAACGUUUGACCUGGAGCUGGAUCUCAAGAGUCCUGAGAGCAAGAUCUACCUGUACAAGGAUGCCAAGAUGAUUCCGUAUGGCUUCGACAAUCAGACCAAGCACUGCCUGCGGCACCUGGGGAAGCACUAUCAGUUCCAGAUCCACGACCUGCGGCCUGAGGACGCCGGCAUUUACCAAAUCCGGAUAGAGGAUGUUGAGGUCUUCUCCACGGAACUAGAGACCAGCGCCAUCCCCCCCCGGGUAGUGGUCCCGCUGGCUGAUGUCCACUGCCAGGAGCACGGCGAAGCCGUCUUUGAGUGCACACUCUCCAGCCCCUGCCCCAGUGCCUCCUGGACUUUCCAGCACCGGCCACUCCAGCUCAGUGACAAAUACGAGGUGUUCGUGUCCACGGAUGGGCUGACCCACCGGCUGGUGGUGAGAGGGGCCCGCUUCGCAGACAUGGGCAUCUACUCCCUGGGCACCAAGCUGCAUGCCUCCAGCGCCUGGCUGGUGGUGGAAGCUGGGAAAGAUAAGAGCCUCCCAACCACAAGUGCUGACCACCAGCUGCAGGCUCAAGGAGCCCAGAGCCCAGAAGAUUCCAGGAGUGUCCGUGGCAAGGGGGGGAGACUCGGAGAGCAAGGUCCCACAGGGAGCUCCCUCCAGGGUUCCGGACUGGCUUCUGGGCUCACAGCCGGCCCCGACAGGGGUGGCCAGGGUGGGCAGGGCUACUCCUUGAGGGGGGAUGAGGAGGCAGCUGACUCAGCCUGGGGCCCUGGGCAGGCGAGAAAGGGCUUUCUGGGAGAAGAGGGAGGCAGAGUCCUUGCUCUUGGGGAAAACGAGCUCCUUGGAGAGGGAGGCAGGGAUGGGCGCCUUCCACGGGGGGCCCACCUGCAGGGAGGGGGCCUAGAGGCAGACCUGGGCUUCAUGGAGGCUCAAGAGCAAGGUCCGAGCGGAGCCAGUGAAGGGGGCAGAUCCUCUGGGCCAGCACGAGGCUGGGAGGCUGGGUCCAGGCAUCCUCAGGCUGGCGGGCUGGGCGGCCACGGGGAAGGGAAGGGGCGCGGAGAGGACAGUGAGGGUUGGCUGACCAGGGGCGCUCAGCUGGGACCGGGGACAGGAAAGGCUGGGUCUGCAGGGUCUUGGGCAGAAGGGGACGGGAUGGAGACUUCACAGGGGGCAAGCCUGGGUGAGAUGGAGGGAGGGGCUGCUCUGAGCGGGAAACGGGCUGGAGGAGCGUUGAGGGCCAUGUGGGGCAGUGGGACUGGCCCGGGGGAAGCUGGAGGCAGCCGUGGGCUGGGGGGUCCUGGGGCCCUGGAGUCUCCAGGAGGAAUGGGGUCUGGCUUUAAGGUGGGCAGGGACCCUGAGUCCUGGGGCUCUCAGAGAGGUGGUGAUGCUGACUAUGGGGAUGCAGGGGGCUCCUGGGGGUCAGGGGCGUCUCUAGGACAGACAUCUGCUGGCAAGGACUUCCAGGAACCACCGGUAUCUGGUGGCAGAAAAUUCCUGAGUCCUGAGGGCCGAGCUGGGGAUUCUCUGCAGAGGGCAGAGGAUGGAGGCCCAGAGGGGUCUGUGCAUGGGAGAGGGGGCUACAAAACUAGCUCUGGAGCCCCCGGAGGCCCUGGGGGCUGGGGAAGGGGCCUGCAGGGGCUCGGGGGAAAGGAGGGCCCUGAGAUGGCGGGGGCCUGGGAUAGGGCAGGGGAUGGCUCCCGAAGCCCCCCAUAUUCCCACGAUGGGACAGCGGGUCAGAGGGGGGCAGGGGAGGCUGGCAGAGUGGGGUCUGGGGGUACAGGCCCUCACGAUGACACGUGGUCCAGCCUCAGCCAAGCCAGGGCCCACGCUGGCCCUGGAGUGCUGGGGUCUGGUGCAGGGAAAGUGGGUGUGGGUGCUGCCCAGGCAGGGCUGAUGGGGGCUGGUCAGGGCGUGGAUGCCAGAAGCCAUGGGCCAACUGGGUCUUCAGGCCCUGGAGGGACCCUGGGGGACACGGAUGGAUUCAGAGGUGCAGGGGCCGUGGGGUCUGAGCCAGGUUUUGGGACCGGGUCAUGGGGCCCCAGAGGAAAAGGGGAGAUGGGCCAGGAGGUGGGCGUGGGAGGUCCGGGGGCGCUGGGGUCUAGGUCUGGCGAUGGCUUUGGGUAUUCCAAGGGAGCUGGCCCCGAAUUCGGAGCCGGCUAUAGGGAUGGUUCAGGGGGGCUGGGAGCUGUGGGGUCUGAUCAUGCUGGUGGUCGAGCCACCUCUGGGGUACCCCAGGGUGCAGAAUCUGAGGAAGGCGGCAGUUUGGGGCCUGGCUCAGAGGCAUCUGGGGGGCCGUGGUCUGGAAAGGAAGCUGGUUACGGGUCUAUCCGAAGGGGAUCAGGGAGACUCGCUGGUCUCGAGAGCAGCUCUGGCAGCACUGGCGGAGGGCCGAUGGGUGAGGCUGGGAUGUGUGCAGAGGCUGGGGUUGCAUCCAGACGCUGGGGGGAUUCGGACCCUGCUCUUGGUCCAGGGCGUCCAGGGACAGCGGGGUCUGUGGGGAAAGGUGGCCUUGGGGCCUCUGCUGCAGCAGAGACUCCUGCGGGGGGACAUGCAGGAGUGGGACCAGGGGGUUCUGGGAGAAUAAAGCCCUGGGGUCAGACUGGAGAUGCUGAGGACUUGGGAGCCCUGGGGACUCUGGCGGCCUCUGGAGAAGGAGGCCGUGUGGUUGGCGCUGGGGGUCCAGGGUCUCUGAGGGCAGCGGGCAAAGGCAGGGAUGGGACUGGAGCCAGGGGCCUUGGCCCUGGGGCCUCUGGAGCUGGAACCAGUUAUGGGGAUGCCACCUGGCGCCCUGAGGGAUUAGCUCCUUCUGCUGGGGCAGCCUCUGAGGGUUGGGGAGUUGACGGGUCUGCUAAAGUGCUGGGUUCUGGGGGUGGGUCAGGAGUUCCAGGGUCUCAGCCAGUCGGAGGCAAAUGGGCUUAUGGAGAAGGGUCCAGGGGCCUUGGGCCAGAGGGGGUGGAGCCAAGCUGGGAGGCAGGCUUUAGAGAUGGUGCAGGGGCCUUUGGAGGAAAGGGAUCAGGAGCCACAGCUGGUUACAGGGAUGGCUCAGGGGGUCCUGGAGGAGUGGGGUCAGGGGCUAAGGCUGGUUAUAGGGAUGGCUCAGGGGGUCCUGGAGGAGUGGGGUCAGGGGCUAAGGCUGGUUAUAGGGAUGGCUCAGGGGGUCCUGGGGGAAUGGGGUCAGGGGGUGAGGCUGGUUACAGGGAUGGCUCAGGGGGUCCUGGAGGAGUGGGGUCAGGGGCUGAGGCUGGUUACAGGGAUGGCUUAGGGGGUCCUGGGGGAAUGGGGUCAGGGGGUGAGGCUGGUUACAGGGAUGGCUUAGGGGGUUCUGGGGGAAUGGGGUCAGGGGCUGAGGCUGGAUACAAGGAUGGUUUAGGGGGUUCUGGGGAUGUGGGGUUAGGGGGUAAGGCUGGAUACAGGGAUGGCUUAGGGGGUCCUGGAGGAGCUGGUUCAGGCGCUGAGGCAGGUCCCCGGGAUGGUCUGAGGGGUACCAGAGGAAUGGAGUCCGGGAGUAUGGUGGGUUAUCGGGGAGACUCAGGAUCUGGGGAGAUGGGGCCAGGGGCUGAGAGGGGCUACAGAGACAGUUCGGGGAGAUUUGGAGGAGCAGGCUCAGUGGCCGGCGUGGGAGAUGGGGGUGGGCCCAGAAGCCAGGAAGCCACGGGGCAUGGGUCAGGGUACUGGGCAGCAUCAGAGGGGCCUUACGGUGGCACAAGCCUCAAGGAUGGUGGGGAGACAGGCAGGGGAACAGGGCUGGGGGAAGGGGCAGGUGCUGGCCUGGGCUCUGGGAUUGUGGGAACACCAGGCACCACGGACGGCCCCCCGCACAGGGACGGGCCCUGGGGCCCCGGGGUGCCAGGUGUUCAUGGAAGGCCACAGAUGCUUGCAGAACAACAGGGCUCCAAGAGUGGUUUGGGGGUCUCUGGCUCCUCAGGGACCCCUGAAGGCAAGUCAGGCAGCAAAGGGCAGCAGGACAGCUCUGGUCUCCCAGGGUACAGAGGGGCUCCCGGUGGGGAGGGGGUAUCUGUAGGCCAUGCGGGGGGCCUGGGAGCCUCUGGGUUUCCUGGUAGUCGGGGGGCAGGCCCAGCUGCUCUGGAAUCCGGAUGUGACCCAGGCUUCUGGGAAGCAGGCCCAGGGGCAGCAGACAGGGGUCUGGCAGCUGGCCAGAAGGGGUUGGCCCCCCAGGGAGGAGGGAGGAUGGGAGCAGGUUUUGGGGGCUCGGCAGGUGCAGGCCAGGGUCUAGACGGCAGCCGGAUGCUUGGGGAAAGGGGCAAACCAUCGCUGGGGUCCGCUGGUGGGCAUGGGGAAAGUCAGGCUUGGGGCCCAGGCUGGGAAGACCAGGGGUCUGGCAGUGGCAGUAUAGGCUCAGGGGACUGGCCCCCAGGUUCCAGGGCUUCAAGCUCCCUGCAGGGUGAUGAUGCCACUUAUGGGGGGAUCCGUGAAGGGCCAGAGGGCUCCUGGGGCUGGGAGGGGGCUCCAGGCGGAAAAGAGGCUAGUGGUGGGCAGAGUGCUGGCUUCCUGGAUGGCAGAGCCUCGGGCCUUGGAAGGAGCCAGGCUAGUGGCCCAGGGGACUCAGGUGUUCCUGGUAAAGGCGCUUUUGGGAGGGCGAGUGGCUCCACCUCAAAGCCUGGGGACUCAGGACGUCAAGGAGCCUGGGAUGGCCCAGGCGGUCCUUCUCGCAGGAAGGACUCUGGAGAUGGAGCAGGAUCAGGGGGCACCGGGGGGCCUGGCGCUCAGCCGGGCAGAGGAUGGAGCGGAGGCAGGGGCUCCCUGGGGGAGCAGGCGUCCCUGGAGGCUGAGGGUGAUGGGGCCCCAGGUCCAGAUGCCCUGUGGGAGUCCGAGGGUGGGGCAGUGGAAGAGUCGGGCGGGUCCGAGAGGAGGCUGGGCCCGUACAGGAGCAGAACUCAAACGUGGUCGAGGGUGGAGGGUGGAGCAGCAAAGAGAGGGGGAGCUGAUGAGGCCAGAGGCCCGGGGCCCCCGGGAGCAGAGGACAGGGAUGCCCCAGGGGAGCUGCCAAGCCAUCCAGAGGGCAGGAGAGACGGCAGGGAGGGCGAGUCAGACAUCCUCAGUCAGAGAGACGCUGCCCGGAGUCCGAGAUCCAGACACAAGCCUGGAGCUGGUGGCUUCUCCAGGGAGGCUGGAGGCUCCUUCGGCCACUUCUCCCAAGGCCUGGCUGACACGGAGGUGCAGCACGGAGAGACCGCCGUGCUCUCCUGCACCCUCACCCGCGACCUGGGACCUGGAGCCUGGUUUAAAGAUGGAGUCAAGCUCAGUGCCCGAGAUGGAGUGGUCUUCGAGCAGGACGGGCUGGCGCACAGGCUCCUCAUUGCCCACGCAGAGGGGACCCAGGCUGGCAAGUACAGCUUCGUGGCCGGGGACCAGAAAAGCGAGGCCACGCUGACCGUCCAUGACCCCCCUGUCAUCGCUCCAGACGUGGCCGAGAAACUCAAGGAGCCGCUGGUGGUCAAGGCCGGGAAGCCAGUGGCCAUGAAAGUCCCCUUCCAGAGCCGCCUCCCGGUCCAGGCCACCUGGAAGAAGGAUGGGGCCGAAGUGGCGACUGGCGGCAGCAAGGGGGCCCAAGUGGCCGUGGGGGACAGCUUCACGCGGCUGUGUCUCCCCAGCGCCAGCAGGAAGGACUGUGGCCAGUACAGUGUGACGCUGAGGAGCAAGGGCGGCUCCGUGAAGGCUCAGCUCACCCUGCAAGUCCUAGACAAGCCCCAGCCCCCGGAGGGCCCCCUGGAGGUGCAGGACUGCCACGGCGCUGGCGUCUGCCUCCGCUGGCGGCCCCCGAAGGACGAUGGGGGCCGGGCCCUGGACCACUACAUGGUGGAGAGGCAGCAGGCCGGCCGGAGCACCUGGUUGAAGGUUGGCGAGCCCCCCCCGGACAGCACCGCCUUCACGGACCCCCACACGGAGCGGGGCAAGAAGUACACCUUCCGCGUGCGGGCCGUGACCGCCGAGGGGCCUGGGGAGGCCCUGGAGUCCAAGGAGGUGCUGGUGGCUCCUGACGCUCUGCCCGGGCCCCCUUCUUCCCCAACCAUCCUGUCAGCCUCCAGCCAGAGCAUCACACUGUCAUGGACCGCACCUCGGGGCCCGGGCAGUGCCCACAUCCUGGGCUACCUGAUCGAGAAGCGUAAGAAAGGAAGCCACACUUGGGCGGCCGUGAACCAGCAGCCAGUGUCCGAGAAGACAUGGACAGUGGCGGACCUGCGGCAGGGCGCUCAGUAUGAGUUCCGCGUCACGGCCGUGGCUCCUGCUGGCCUCGGAGAACCUGGGCCCCCGUCGGAUGCUGUCUUUGCCAGGGACCCCAUGAGUAAAACCCCCGGGCCCGUGAGGGACCUCCGAGUCACAGACACGUCACACACGAGCAUCACCCUGAGCUGGGCCCGACCAGAUACCCAGGAUGGGGACGAAGCCCAGGGCUACGUGGUGGAGCUGUGCAGCUCGGACAGCGUCCACUGGACCCCGUGCCACACGGGCACCGUGUCUGGCACCACCUUCACCGCUAAGGGGUUGCGGCCCCGGGAGGGCUACUUCGUGCGGGUGACAGCAGUGAACGACGGUGGCCACGGCCAGCCCGCCACCCUGGACACAGUUGUGCAAGCCAUGCCCGUCACUGUCCGUCCCAGGUUCCUCCUGGAUGCCAGUAUGAAGGACCCACUGAUGGUCAGAGCUGGGGACACAGUUCGCGUGCCUGUCCACUUUGAGGCUGCCCCCAUGCCGGAGGUGACCUGGCUGAAGGACGGCUUACCCUUGCCUGCCAGAAGUGUGACCUCCGCUAAAGACGGCCUCACCCAGCUGCUGGUCCCUGCAGCCAGCCUCGCGGACAGCGGCCUCUACACCGUGGUGCUGCGGAGCCUGCAGGGGGAGGAGGCCACCUACAGCUUCCGCCUCAGGGUGGCAGCGUGCCCACGGGCCCCGGGGCCCAUUGUCCUGAAGGAAGUCACUCCAGGCUCUGUGACAGCUGAGUGGGCACCAUCCCCAGACGAGGCCGAGGCGGGGGCCACCCCGCUGCACUACACGGUGCUGACACGCUCCUCGACCUGUGCAACCUGGCGCCCCGCAGCCGAGCGCCUGCACAAUUGCCGCUUCACCCUGGUGGGCGUCCUCCCAGGCUGCGAGUACCACUUCCGCGUGGUGGCCAAGAACGAGCUGGGCACCAGCGAGCCCUCAGACACACGCCACCCCUGGGUCGUCCCAAAGGAGCAGCCAGACAGGGGCAGGGUGAAGCACCCGCGCUUCCGGGAGCCAGACCUGAGCCAGAAGCCACGCUUCCUGGUGGGGCUACGGACCCACCUGCUGCCCCUGGGCUGCGAAUGCUGCAUGACCUGCGCUGUGCAGGGCUGGCCCCGGCCCCACGUCACCUGGUUCAAGAACGACCAGAGCCUGGCAGGGAACCCUGCUGUGUACAGCACCGACGUGCUGGGCGUGUGCUCCCUGGUCAUCCCCAGCGUCUCCGCCAAGGACAGCGGCCAGUACAAGGCCGUGGCCGAGAACACGCUGGGCCAGGCGGUCAGCAAGGCCACCCUCAUCGUUGUAGAAUCUGACUCCUAGCCUCGCCUCACCCCGGAAAGGCCCUGCCCAGCCCCACGACUGCUGGAGGACACCAGGUCCCCUCAAGCUUCACUCCUGACACCGUGCGGCUGGGGAGCCAGUCCCAAAGGACAGAGGGUGCAGCAGUGCCAGAGCCCCGGGCACUUUGGGGAGACAAAGGAGGACUGUCCCUGAACGGGGUGACAGCGAACCUCCUACUCCCGAGCUCAGAGGGUGCGGGUCUGUCUGCAGGAUGGAGGCCACGUCCUUGUGGCCAGAGGGCAGAAUGAGCUGGAACUCUGUGACCUCAGUGAGGGCAGGGGGCUCAGAGGAUCUGGGUCAGAGCUGGGCAUGGCGGGCAUGUGUGUGUGUGUUUGUAGGGGUGGGGGAUGCUUUCUGUGCUUCUUUUCAAUAAAGCAUUGGCUGGUGUGAGCA